Messenger RNA from Balearica regulorum gibbericeps (East African grey crowned-crane), 1122 nucleotides. The record is from RefSeq and is a predicted model, not a curated record. NCBI's taxonomy places the organism in Eukaryota, Metazoa, Chordata, Aves, Gruiformes, Gruidae.
GUUAUGGUAAAAAUCGUUUGGGACGCAGAAAGAAGAUAGCAGGGAAGAAACGUUCUUACGGAGUUAUUACUGGCUUGGCAGCCAAGAAGGCAAUGGGUUCACGCAAAGGAAUUAGUCCUUUGAACAGACAGCCACUUAGCGAGAAGAACGCACAGCGAAAUUAUCCAGUUUUGAAAAAGAAAACAAACCUACAGAGACAAUCUGAUAUGCAGAGGAAACAAGCUCCAGCCCUCAGGAGGCCUGCCUCGCUAAACAGAAGGAAUAACGUGCCGUCCACUUUUGCCAGAAUUGGAAACAAACUAAAUCAGCAGAAAGACACUCGUCAAGCAACUUUCCUGUUUAGAAGAGGCCUGAAGGUGCAGGCCCAAGUGCAGUCAACAGAUGAUCUUGAUAAUCAGACAGUAAAGAGAACUCGUCAAUGGCGAACUUCUACCACAAGUGGAGGGAUUCUGACUGUGUCUAUUGACAACCCAGGAGCAAUCAUAACCCCAAUUUCCCAGAAAUUACGAUUAACUCGUACUCCUGUGCCACCAUUUCUGAUGAAGAGGGACCAAUCUGAAGAGAAGAAGAUUCCCAAAGGGGUUCCAUUGCAGUUUGAUAUUAAUAGUGUUGGAAAACAGACAGGGAUGACGUUGAAUGAACGUUUUGGGAUCCUGAAGGAACAAAGAACAGCGCUGUCUCAGAACAAAGGAAGCCGUUUUGUAACAGUGGGCUAACCUGACAGAUGAACUUGAGGACUGAUCCCACCUAACUAAGAAACUGAGAUAAAAGUUGGCAGAAGAAUACAGUGUAUGUCACUGAAAUUCUCCAGACUUCUUGCUAAGAUGGUGGCAGAGCAAUCUAUCUAUAUUACUUUUCCUUUGAAUGGUAAAAGACACAUGCCCUGAGGGGGAAAAAAGUGGGGAAACUGAUCCGCUGGAGUGGCACCAUCACCUGGUUGGAAAAGAUUCUGUUGCCCAGCUGAUGACCAACACUGACUUUGGUUCAUCUUGCAACCAAAACACAAACACGAAUUUUAAAAGUGGUUUUUGUUUUGUUUUGUUUAGGAGUAUUCAGUAUCUGUUCUUUGACCCCUCUGUUAUGGUAAAGAUUGUGUGUUUCAUUACAAACACCAUUUUAGGG